AUGUGUGGACGAAAAAUUUCACAAGUAAAAUUUGACGAAGCCGGUUACCAGAGUAUCGAAUCCAAAUGUUAUAUGUAUGACAAAGAUAAGUGGAAAUUUGUAUAUGCUUUAUGUACACAACCAAGCGAUUUUCGUAGUGUUAUACUGUAUAUCUAUCGUAAUCAUAAGCAUCGGAUAAAAAAGAAGGAACUGUUGUCAUUGGCAUCCGACACCUUUUAUGGCAUUGAAAGUGGUUUUGAAUUACGUAAAAAAUCCAAUACACUAUCGCUAAUUACCAGCAAAACCGUACUGACGUUGGCUUUUUUGACCGUUGAACAUUUUACAAUGUGGGAAUGUUGGCUUGAUGCUGCGUUUUCUAAAGGUGCACAAUUUUUUGGACAGCUAAUUAAGGCACCAUUUAAAAGUCUCGCAUAUUCGUGUAUCAAUCGCGAAAUCAGCAUUUAUGUUCAUGACUUUGGACUUGCUUUAGCUACAGGUCGACCACUAUACUUAAUUGGUCAUUGGGCACUUGCUGAAAUCAAAUCUGUUGAUUUUUAUGCCGAUCAACUACGACUGUCAGUUGAACAAUCAAAAAUUUUAAAGUACGGAAAAGAGGAAUUUGAUUACAGAGACAGUUAUGGAAACUAUGCAUCAAUUGGAGAAACAGAAGAAGCUGUGUACCAAAUUGUCUGUUGGCAGAUACCACGUCUGAAAGAGGCUUUCAAUGCAGCCAAAGCGGGUCGUUUACGGGCACUUUUGAGCAAAGUUUCAGAAAGCGGUCAUUGGCUUAACGGCAUCAGUAAGCAGCCAGCAUCAAAGCCACAUAAUAACCGUCAAAAAUAUAAAGUAGAGACUGCAAUUGAUCAUUUCAACAAUCGCUAUGAAGCUACUUAUUACAAUGAACCGUAA
Enterobius vermicularis (human pinworm) is the source of this 888-nucleotide messenger RNA. The record is from the annotation of a GenBank genome assembly. NCBI's taxonomy places the organism in Eukaryota, Metazoa, Nematoda, Chromadorea, Rhabditida, Oxyuridae.